Molecule: messenger RNA, 693 nt
Organism: Bombina bombina (fire-bellied toad)
Lineage: Eukaryota; Metazoa; Chordata; Amphibia; Anura; Bombinatoridae
Product: olfactory receptor-like protein DTMT
Exons: 1
Coding region: 1-693 (230 amino acids)
Biological process (GO): G protein-coupled receptor signaling pathway
Cellular component (GO): membrane
Molecular function (GO): G protein-coupled receptor activity; olfactory receptor activity
Source: RefSeq, a predicted model, not a curated record
AUGUCCGUCACCAUUCCCAGAACUCUGUUUGGCCUUCUUUCUAGAAACAACUCAAUUUCCUUCGUUGGUUGCUUUCUACAGCUCUUCCUAUUCUUUGCAGUUGGAAUCAUGGACAGCUUUCUUCUAGCUAUCAUGUCAGUAGACCGAUAUGUUGCAGUCUGCCAGCCAUUGCGUUAUUUAAGCAUAAUGAGCAAAAAGGUGUGUAUUAGUCUUGUAAUUUCAUCAUGGGUUAUAGCUUGCCUCCACUCAAUGUUGCACACAAUUAUGAUCUCCUCUCUUGUUUAUUGCACUUUUGUUGUUUAUCACUUUUUUUGUGAUGGACCUGCCAUGGUGAUGAUCUCUUGUUCAGACACCUUUUUUAUUCAGAUGACUGUGUUUGUUGAAGGUUCAGUAAUUUUAAUUAGUCCAGUCCUCUUCAUCUUAGGAUCUUACACCCUCAUCAUAAGGGCUGUUUUAAGGUUGAGCACUUCCAAUGGUAGAAAGAGAACCUUCUCAACAUGCACCUCCCAUUUAACAAUGGUCAUAAUUUUCUAUAGCUCUGUCAUAUUCAUGUACUGCCGUCCAAGCAUCCUCUACUCACCCGUGUAUGAUCGUGUGGUCAGUGUGCUCUACACUGUCCUUACUCCAAUGCUCAAUCCUUUUAUAUAUAGUCUGAGAAACAAGGAAGUAAAAAAUGCAAUGAAAAGGUCAUAG